This is a messenger RNA of Phoenix dactylifera (date palm), 2049 nucleotides long. RefSeq names its product Eukaryotic aspartyl protease family protein. NCBI's taxonomy places the organism in Eukaryota, Viridiplantae, Streptophyta, Magnoliopsida, Arecales, Arecaceae. Gene Ontology annotation, biological process: proteolysis. Gene Ontology annotation, molecular function: aspartic-type endopeptidase activity. The record is from RefSeq and is a predicted model, not a curated record.
GCCAAAAUACUUCGAACCUUCCACCUCUGUUCAAGUCAAAAAACAGAACCAAUCAAAUCCUUGAUGUUAGCCACUUCUCCAUCCUCUUCAACGACCCCAGUUCUGACUUCCUUCACUGAGGAAGAGGAAGAGGAAGAGGAAGAGGAAGAGAGCCAGAGCGAUGGAGAGGGAGAGAGAUGCGGCGUCUAGGCCUGGGCCUCAGCUGCAGGGCGUGGUAAUAAUCUCCCUCCCUCCUCCCGACGACCCCUCCAAAGGUAAAACCAUCACCGCCUUCACCCUCUCCGACUCCCCCCUCCCCCAAUCCGAUCCCCAUCCCCAUCCCCAACCACGAGGCUCUCUCCCCACCCGAUCUCCCACGCCGAUCCCCCGCCGCUCCCUCCUCUCCCCCAAGAAGGCCCUGGCCACCUUCCUCGGCGCCUCUCUCCUCGCCUUCUCCCUCUGGGCCUGCCUCUUCGCCGAGGAGCCUCUCCAGCUCCUCGGAGAGAACGAAGAGGACGGCCGCCGCCGCAACGAGUCCCGGUCCUUCCUGUUCCCACUCUACUCCAAGUCCCGAGGCCGGGUUCUUCGGGAGGUUAUGAAGGUUAAGUUCGCUUCUCUCUGGACCCCAGAUGGGGUGGAGGUACGGCGGGCAAAACAGAGCAACAAGCUGGAGGCAUCUUCUUCCGCCCGGUUUCCUGUCAGAGGCAAUGUUUUCCCAGAUGGACAAUAUUAUACUUCUAUCCUUGUUGGAAAUCCACCUAGACCUUACUUUCUUGAUGUGGAUACCGGGAGUGACCUGACAUGGAUUCAAUGUGAUGCUCCAUGCUCCAGCUGUGCCAAGGGACCCCAUCCACUGUACAAACCUACUAAAGGAAAAAUAGUUCCACCUGGAGAUUCUAUGUGCCUGGAAAUGCAGAGUAAUCAGAACCUUGGAUAUUGCGAGUCUUGCCCCCAAUGUGACUAUGAGAUAGAAUAUGCAGAUCAUAGCUCCUCCAUGGGUGUUCUUGCAAGGGAUCAAAUGUAUCUUACUGUUGCAAAUGGUGGCAGGACAAAAUUGGAUUUUGUCUUUGGGUGUGCAUAUGAUCAACAAGGUCAACUUUUAGCCUCUCCUGCAAAAACAGAUGGAAUCCUUGGACUUGGUAGAGGGAAAAUUAGUCUUCCUUCUCAGUUAGCUAAUCAAGGGAUCCUCUCUAAUGUCGUGGGUCAUUGUUUUACAAGUGAAGCUGAUGGAGGUGGAUAUAUGUUCUUAGGUGAUGACUUUGUACCUCGGUGGGGUAUGACAUGGGUUCCCAUACUUGGUGAUCUCACAAAUUAUUACCGUGCUAGAGUUCUGAAAAUAAGUUAUGGAGGCCAGCAACUCAAGGUGGGGAGGAAGGGGGGCAAUGUGAUCCAAGUAGUUUUUGAUAGUGGCAGCUCUUAUACUUAUUUCCCAAAUGAAGCAUAUGCCAGCCUGGUUGCUUCUCUUAAAUAUGUAUCCCGUGGUCUUGUCCGAGAUGACUCCGACCCAACACUGCCAAUAUGCUGGCGAGCCAAUUUUCCUGUCAGGUCUCUAAAAGACGUGAAGCAGUUCUUUGAACCUGUGACCUUACAAUUUGAGAAAAAAUGGGGGAUCAUGUCCAGAACAUUAACUAUUCCUCCUGAAGGUUACUUAAUAAUAAAUAAUCAAGGCAAUGUAUGCUUUGGUAUUCUUAAUGGAACUGAAGUGCAUGAUGGAAUGACAAUUAUAUUAGGAGGUAUAUCUUUGCGUGGGAAGUUGGUUGUGUAUGAUAACAUGCAGCAAAAAGUUGGAUGGGUUCAGUCAGACUGCAUUAAACCACAAAGACCUAGGGGAUUUCCUUUCUUUAUCUGAGAUGCAUCGGAUUUCCAGCUAGAAAGGUAUUUGAGAUGGUACCAAUCACUUGAUAUCAACUAGAAUGCAGUUGAAGAUACAUGUUCAUGAGUCUUCUUGGUUAUGUAUUUAUAAAUAAUACUGGUUUGAUUGCAACUGGCAGUCUCUGCAUUGUGUUAUUGUACAGAAAAUUAGAACAAAACCUCAUUUAUUUUAUAAAUCUUUGUGUUCUUGUUGAUGCA